Molecule: messenger RNA, 1852 nt
Organism: Populus nigra (black poplar)
Lineage: Eukaryota; Viridiplantae; Streptophyta; Magnoliopsida; Malpighiales; Salicaceae
Exons: 1
Coding region: 220-1077 (285 amino acids)
Molecular function (GO): nucleic acid binding; zinc ion binding
Source: RefSeq, a predicted model, not a curated record
UAGCACCCUUUCUAAUUCAGCUAUCAUGGCCAAUCAAGAAAGUUCUAUCAUUGGCAAGAAAAUUACCAAUCCUGGCUUUUCUACAAACCCAGAAAUUCCUGCAGAACUUCUAAAAACAAAUCUCUCAAAUCCAUACUUCACUCAUCAUUCAGAUCAUCCAGGUCUGGUCUUGAUUUCUAAACCCUGAAUGGGGACAAUUAUUCAACUUGGAAAAGGGCUAUGACUCUAGCUUUAAAUUCCAAGAACAAAUUGUGUUUUGUCAAUGGCUCAAUCAGAAUCCCUUCAGAGGAGACUGAUCCUGAAGGUUAUGCCGUAUGGUCUAGAUGUAACGAUAUAGUUCACUCAUGGAUCAUUAACACUGUCAUUCCGGAGAUCUCAGACAGUGUGAUCUACUACUCUACAGCUCAAGAAGUUUGGGAAGAUCUUCAUGAUCGAUUCUCUCAAAGCAAUGCACCUCGUAUCUUUGAGAUUCAACGAGAUAUUGCUUGUCUUCGACAGGACCAACUUUCUAUCUCAGCCUAUUAUACAAAACUGAAGGGCAUGUGGGAUGAAUUAGCCUCCUACAACGACACAGUCCAUGGAGCACAACAAGAUCAGCAAAGGUUAAUGCAGUUUCUGAUGGGGUUGAAUGACUCUUAUAGUGCUAUUCGUGGACAAAUUCUCCUAAUUAAUCCACUCCCAUCUGUUCGUCAAGCCUAUUCCUCCGUCUCUCAAGAAGAGAAGCAACGUCUCUUAAGCUCAAUGCACACUAUAAAUGACUCUGUUGACAGUGCUGCCAUGGCCGUCCGCAGCAAUAGUGGCAAGACCACCUCAUUAACAGGUACAGGAAAAUCUGAACGUUUUUAUCAAUCAUAUGGGAUGCAUGACUUUCGAUCGCAACUAGAGACUUUCGCACGCAGACAUGACCAAGACAAACGUCGUUUUGUCUCUAGAAAGGGACGUCCUUUUUGUUCCCAUUGUGGAGAACCAGGCCACUGGGUUCGAACAUGUUAUGAGCUGAAUGGAUAUCCAGUUGGCCAUCCCAAAGCGAGGCAUAAUUCAGGUCAAAGCGUUUUGGCAACAACAACAGAUCUGUAGCUAAUCAUGUGUCAGAAGAUUUUUCUAAAGAAGAUGGCAAAUCAGUGGUUGGCAUCUCAGAAACUCAAUUAAAGCAGCUCUUAUCACUUCUUAAUAAAAAUGAAGGACCUAGCUCCCAAGCACAUGCCGUAACAAAGUCAGGUUUGCCUAAAAUCGCUUCUCGCAAUUGGAUUAUUGAUAGCGGGGCGACAAAUCAUAUUUCCUCUUCGUCAAAAUCUCUUUUACAUACAGAUAAAAAUUGUUCUUUGCCUUCUGUUUUGUUGCCUAGCGGCCAAAAGGCCAAAAUCGUUACCAAAGGAUCACUGCCUCUGAAUUCUGUUUAUUAUCUCCACAAUGUGCUUUGUGUACCCACAUUCAAAGUUGAUCUAAUGUCAGUAAGUCGUUUGACAAAAGGGAUGAAUUGCUCAAUAACAUUUUUUCCUUAUUGGUGUAUUUUGCAGGAUCUGGUUACGAGGAGGACGAUUGGUUGGGGUAAACAACGUGACGGAUUAUACUACUUGGUGGCAUUAGCAACGAAGACAUCUACGAUCAACUCCACCUCACCAAAAAAAACCCUACCAGCCUGCAAUACCACCAUCUCAUCAACCAAUCUGUGGCAUAAUCGCCUCGGUCACAUAUCACCUCAUCGCCUCAAUUUAAUUGCCAAGAAUUUUUUAAAUUUUUCCGCACAAUUUCAUGAUGUGUGCCCUGUCUGUCCAUUGGCUAAACAAAGUCGCUUACCUUUCAGUCCUAGUAUUAUUUCUUCUACAAAACUUUUCGAAAAAAUUCAUUGUGA